Messenger RNA from Sorex fumeus (smoky shrew), 951 nucleotides. RefSeq names its product olfactory receptor 52E8-like. Gene Ontology annotation, molecular function: olfactory receptor activity; G protein-coupled receptor activity. Gene Ontology annotation, cellular component: membrane. Gene Ontology annotation, biological process: G protein-coupled receptor signaling pathway. Lineage: Eukaryota; Metazoa; Chordata; Mammalia; Eulipotyphla; Soricidae. The transcript has a single exon. The record is from RefSeq and is a predicted model, not a curated record. Bases 1 to 951 code for a protein of 316 amino acids.
AUGGGUGAGAAUGGAAGUACCAGCAGCUUCAACAGUUCCUACACCAACUUCUUCCUGGUGGGCUUCCCUGGGCUGAGAGAAUGGCGGCCCCUCCUGGUGCUGCCUCUCACUUUCCUCUACGUGUCCAUCAUCUCUGCCAAUGCCCUAAUCAUCCACACGGUGGCCGCCCAGCGGAGCCUGCAUCAGCCCAUGUACGUGCUCAUUGCCCUGCUCCUGGCUGUCAACAUCUGUGCUGCCACGGCCAUAAUGCCCAAAAUGCUGGAAGGGUUUGUGCACUAUGCUAACCCCAUAUCGCUGCAAGGCUGCCUCACCCAGAUGUUCUUUAUCUACUUCACCCUCCUUCUAGACUACAACCUCCUGCUGGCCAUGGCCCUAGACCGCUAUGUGGCCAUUUGCCAUCCACUCCGCUACACAGACCUGAUGACCUCCCGUUUGCUGAGCAUCCUGGCUAUUCUUGCCCUAACCCGGAGCCUGGGAGUGGCAGUGCCCUUGGUGGUGCUGACCUCACAAGCUCAAUUCUGCCGGACAGCUGUCAUCCGACACUUCACCUGUGAGUACAUUGCGCUACUGAGCAUAGCAUGUGGAGACUUGACCUUUAACAACCGGUUGGGGCUGGCCAUGAGGCUGAUCACUGUGACCUUCGACCUAACCCUGCUAGGAAGCUCCUACACCCGCAUCAUCUAUGCUGCCUUCCAGAUAUCUUCUGGGGGAGCCCGUGCCAAGGCCUUGAACACAUGUGGCUCCCACAUACUGGUCAUCCUCACCAUUUACCUCUCUGGUCUCUCGACUUCCAUCGUCUUCCGGGUGGCCAAAUCUGUGUCUCAGGAUGUCCAGAACUUGCUCAGUGCCAUCUAUUUGCUUCUCCCUGGAGCCCUGAAUCCUGUCAUUUAUGGAGUGAGGACCAGGGAGAUUCGGCAACAUAUAGAGAAGUUGCUGCACCACCGCAAGUAA